UCACCCAAUCAGCAGGCACGUUGGCACCUAUGUCCAAUCACAUUGUGCACAGAGGCGGGAGAAGUGACGACAUCAGGAAGUCUUUUCAGCUCGCCAAUCAAACGGAGCUUUACAGAGGUCCAAUCAGAGCGUCGGUCUUAGUGUUGUCGUUAUGCCCGUCCCUUAGAAGCGGGAGGCGGUCGCCUCCUCCGCCUUUCUCGGGUCGCCGUUGACGGGCUGCUUCGUCGUCCCUUCGAUCUCUGGCCUAAGCGGGCGGGGCGAUGCAGCCUCCCGGUGCCCAGCAGCCUCCUGCCCCGCCGCCGCCGCCGCUGCUCUACGCGCCGGGCAACGGGGACUUCACGUUCGUCUCCUCGGCCGACGCUGAAGAUCUGAGUGGUUCAAUAGCCUCUCCAGAUGUGAAGCUCAAUCUUGGAGGUGUAAAUGGGGAAUUCAGCAAAGAGUCUACUGCAACUACAUUCCUGAGACAGAGAGGAUAUGGCUGGCUUUUAGAAGUUGAAGAUGAUGACCCUGAAGAUAAUAAACCUCUCUUGGAGGAAUUAGACAUUGAUCUGAAGGAUAUAUACUAUAAAAUUCGAUGUGUCUUGAUGCCAAUGCCUUCUCUUGGGUUUAACAGACAAGUAGUAAGAGAUAAUCCGGACUUCUGGGGCCCCUUGGCAGUUGUUCUCUUCUUCUCAAUGAUCUCAUUAUAUGGUCAGUUCAAGGUGGUGUCAUGGAUUAUAACUAUUUGGAUAUUUGGAUCUUUGACAAUCUUCUUGUUAGCUAGAGUUCUUGGAGGAGAGGUUGCAUAUGGCCAAGUUCUUGGAGUGAUUGGCUAUUCUUUACUCCCUCUAAUUGUAAUAGCACCUGUGCUUUUGGUGGUAGGAUCAUUUGAAGUAGUUUCUACUCUAAUAAAACUUUUUGGAGUCUUUUGGGCCGCAUACAGUGCUGCUUCCUUACUAGUUGGAGAAGAAUUUAAAACGAAGAAGCCCCUCCUGAUAUAUCCUAUCUUUCUAUUGUACAUUUAUUUUUUGUCCUUGUAUACUGGGGCAUGACCUGCAGUGCUGAAUUUGGACCUGGGAAAUUUUUUUUCACUACAAAGACUGAUGAAAUGUUGCUUGAUGGAAAAGAGUUUCAGUGGUAAUCUAAGUAUUUUGGUGUAUAUUAUUUAAGCACUUUUAGUUCCAUUUGAGAUUUAAAGGAGAGUUUUAGGUUUAAGCUUUGUUAGAUUUUUAUUGAACAAAGAUGAGAACAUUGUGUGUUUACAACUUGAAAUUGUGGAGUAACAGCUUGUCGCCUAUGUCAAAAACACAAGGACCACAUAAUAAAUUGAAUUAAAAUUCCAAUUACUGGUAAAAGUUUGAUUUACCCAGCAAAUUGUGUAAAUAUAGUUACAGACUGUUCAUGAAAACAUGGCAUUUAAUGUGGUGCCUUGAACACUUGAUUUGGCUGUUGAGUUGCUGUAAAUUCUGAAUUUUGAAAAUAUUUUCAUGCUGAUCGCUCAUUCUUAAUAGGGUAUAUUUAUAGACUGCAUAGCAAUUUGAAGAUAUGAGUGUUUGAAUUAGACCUCAGUUUUAGACUAUGUUGCAGGAAGACGUCAUUCUAUUAUGCUUAUUUUGAAAUUCCUGCAAAAAUGGUUGCUUGAUGUUUUUUUCUACCUAUGGCUUUAUGAUAGUGGUAAGUGGGGAAAAAUGUUUAAAUUAACCUUUCUGAAGAAUGUCUUACAAUGGAAUAAACAAUUGUUUCUCAAACUGUAUUUGGCUUUACAACAUAUUCUGCUGAUUUGAUCCAACACUGAUCAGCGUAGGGGCGUUUGCGAAUUUUUUGGACCAUGAAAUUAUACUAUUUAACUCCUAGACAGUUUGUAACACCUUAGAGGCUAAAAAAUUAUAGCAUGAGCUGUCAUGGACUGUUACCCAUGUCAUUCGAUGCACAGUGUUUAACCAGAAUUUCAGGUAUGCAUAUUGUAUAUAUCUGUCUAUAUUGUAUGAUGCUUGGGACAACAUGACAUAUCUUAAUCUGUUUAUUGGAACAACCCAUGCAUAAAAACUUUCCAUGUGAAGUGAUGAAUCCAGUUACGAACACUUCGGAAUCAAACCUUUCCACUGAAAAAAUCAGCAUGUGUUCAAUAUGUAGAGACAGUUUUCAGAAUCAUGCAUGAUGAAGUGGCUUCCUAUCUGGCAUUCAGUGACUAUUAGAGAUGGACACUUACUGCGGUUUGGUGCAGUGUGGAGGACUGGGCGUGCAGGUGUUGUGCAAGCGCCCGUCAGAAACAGUGCUGCAGGCUUCCCCACCCUACCUCUUCCUCUGAGUGGGCACUCGGAGGAAGAGGCAGGGCAUGGAAUCCAGGGCUCCCAUGCAACACCUGUGGCCCUUAGCCUCUGAACAGCGCCAAACCACUGAACUGUGGUAAAGGCCCAUCUCUAGUGACUACAACAUGGCAUUUAA
Messenger RNA from Pogona vitticeps (central bearded dragon), 2424 nucleotides. RefSeq names its product Yip1 domain family member 4 (gene YIPF4). NCBI's taxonomy places the organism in Eukaryota, Metazoa, Chordata, Lepidosauria, Squamata, Agamidae. Gene Ontology annotation, cellular component: membrane; trans-Golgi network. The record is from RefSeq and is a predicted model, not a curated record. Gene Ontology annotation, biological process: vesicle fusion with Golgi apparatus; endoplasmic reticulum to Golgi vesicle-mediated transport.